GGUCCUUAGAUAUUGAAUCAUCUUACUUUAGUCUUAGUUUUGAUUUAGACCUCUAACACUAGAGUCACUAGACCAUACCUAGUCUAGAUCUAGAUCUAUCUAUAUCUAGAUACUAGUCUACUAUCUAGAUCUAUAUAGAAUCUAGAUCUGGUGAUUAGAGAUUUUUAAAGAUGUCUACAAAUACAGAAGGCAUAUAUAUGUCUGAUUUUUCUGGUAAUACAAUAUUUGGAAACCUAAAACAAUUUUCAAAGCUGAAUGAGAAAAAGACCAUCAAUACAGAACUUUUCAUACAAGCCUGCAAAGAUGUGACAACUUUAUUAGAUCGUCUGGGUGCACAGUUUUCCAUUGCUAAAAAAGACAUGCUUGGAAAUGUUAAGAGAAUAGAGGAACGUUUUAACACUAACAAAUCACAGUAUACGACUUUAAAUUCAAUUAUGGAAGAGGAUUCUAAAGACUCACCUAAAGGUCACACAAGUGCUAUAGUGGGAAUUUUAUGGCUCAAAAGAGGGCUGGAGUUUUUAUGUGCUAUUCUUGAUGGGUUACUGAAGGCCUAUGAGAAAAAGGUCAUAGAUGACAACCUGAGGCCCAUAAUACUUGAAGCAUACGAGAAGACAUUGAAACCUUACCAUGGCAUGGUCUCUAAGUUUUUGUUUUCAAAUCUGACACGGUUAGUACCUUCAAAAAGUAACUUCAAUAAGGCUUUGUUGUUGAGAGAGGAUGCAACUAAUGAAAUGCUGUUUAAGGACAUAUCCCUGUAUCUAGAGAAUUUCAAGGAUAAUUUGGAACUGAUUAACUCUUUGUUUGUUCAGUAUGGACUCAACCUGGAAGAAUCUUCGAAAUAGAAGUUUAGAUUCAUGAGAUUGAUUGUUCUAUUUGUUACCUCUAAAGAAUUCCUCACCUGUUGACAAUAUUAAUAUAGUUGGUAGUUUAUUGGGUAGACUUUAAACUGUACUUAUUUAUAUAUAGAUAUAGAUUUAGAUAGUAUAAAAAAGAAGUGCAACACUCUCAUUAUGUUAUUCACUGGUAGAUGUUUAUAAGCUAGGAGAUUUAUAUCAUUUUUUUAUACCAAUGAUGUAACAUUUACUCAUCUUCUGUUAUAAUGAUUUUUUAAGUACUAUACACAAGUUAAAGGAAAGUACCAUUUUCAUCUGUUUCUAAGGAUGAUGGGUAACGAGAGUAUCUUGCAGCCAGCACCUUUUGCCAUUUCUUCCCCAAACUAUUGUUUCGUGCCGUUUGCUGGGAUCAGAACCCGAGUCCCCCUCAGUUUGGGAGCCAGGUUUUUUACCACUCAGCCACCAUACCACAACAUACAUAAUAACUACCAGUUCAAAGAAUAACAACAUUGGACCAUAACUUCUUGGUGGUGAUGUUGCUUUUUUUAGCCUUUCAUAGAAUUUUAACUUUUUCUCUAACUUGUUGUUUAGUAAGUUGUGACUGUAACCCAAGUUUCAAUUAUCACUUUUAUAUUUUUUUAUUCUUUGCACUUUCUUUCAACUCAGAUGUCUACUUUACUUUGUGGACAUACAAAUAUUGUCUAGCUAACUCUUCUCCAGCUUUUGAAAGAAAGAAAUAUAUCAGCAAACCCUCACACCUCUUCUUUUUUUUUUACUUUUUUUGACAAAGCUACAUUUUUUAACUCUUUCUCUCCAUAAGUAUUUCCAUGUUUCAAUGGAAUUAUUCAUUUUAUUCAUUUGGUAUCAUCAGUUGGAGAGAAAGAGUUAAAGCAUUCUAUGAAAACAAAAGUUAAUUUGUUGUUUUUAUUGCUAAUUCGCCAUACAUUCCAUUUGAGAAAUUUCUUUUUUGGCCUUGCCACACAGUCAAAUAUAAAGUAGUAAAGUUAUAGGACCUCCAGUCCUCUGUUGCUAACUUAGCUGAGACUUCUAAAGCCAAUGCAAUUGUUCUGACUGCUGAACAUGUUGACAACAUUCUUUUUUGUGUCAUCCUCCUUCUAUUGUGUGAUAAUUAUCCAUGUGAUAAUCUUUUUGUUUUGUCUCUCGACCACCACUUCCUAACUAUUGAUAACUUCACAUUUGCUUGUCUUGUAUUGAAAUGUAGAAUUCAAUGAAGAUAACAAUCAUGUGAAAGGUCAGCAAGACAAAUACAAUUUAAUAACUUUUUUUUGGUGCUUUUGUUACAGGCAUUUGAUGUAAAUAAAGCUAGCAAUAUACUUAUGGUCAUUCCUGUCAAAGCCUGUCACUUGGAAUAUUUUAAAAAAUUUUAACUAAAUGUUUAAUAAAUAUUGACUGUUUAAUGUGUCUAGAUCAGUGAUAAUUAAACUGAGUACAUAUUGUUUUAUAAGAGCCUUGUUUUCAGACUUGAUCCCUAUAAUAAUUUUUUUUUUAAAUUUUAGAAAUGAAUCAUUCUAUAUUUGUUUCAUAGCCAAUAUCUGAACUUUGAUUCAUGGUAACCUCAUGAUGAUGAUGAGGAAUUUAUAUUCAAUAUUGAAACUAUAAAAAUAUUUAGGCUAAGGCAUGUUUUCAUGUCACCAAUCAUGUAAAAAGGUCAAUUUUUUUUCUAAUUAAUUAAAUUCUAUUUUUUUUGUUUCAUUGUCACAAUCUGGUUAGCUUCAAUUCAGGACAGUCUAAGAAUUCAUAUUCAGUAUAGAAAAUAUAUGUAUUUGGUUUUGAGGCAUAUAUUGACAUGUCACCAAUCAUGUAACUGAAUUUAAUGUCAAGAAGUAAAACUCAUGACUUGUUAGCAUAUCACUACAAUAUUAAGCCAAAUCAAUUGUAUCAUCUACUUCAGUACAGUUCAGUUGAACCUAGCUGUAUCUGAGGAACAACCGAAACCAUACUUUGUCAAAAGAAAAGAGAUAGACUUUACCAAGCUCAAUGUAAUGAGAUCUAACUCAUUUUUGUUGUCUGUGUUCAAGUUCAUUUAUGUAUGUUUAGAUUAAGUCGACUGCUUCUUAAUUGAGAUCAGAUGGUGUCAAGCAGUGGUUUCUAAAGAGCUUGGGACACCAUUAGUUAAGUGAUCUUAAGGCUUUUUGUGGGCAAAUUAAAAACUUCAUUAAAGGUUCAGUGGUUGUUAUAUAUUUAUAUGUGAGGGGGUGGGGCGUUCAUUCAGAAAUUAAGAAAAAAAGAUUGAAUUCCCAAUAUUUAUAUAUAUUUACAUAUUAUAUCUUGAACUUUAACAUAUCACUUUACAUUCCAUGAUAACCUUCUAUAUAUCACUCACAUUGUGCUCAAUUUUGUUGUAAUGCUAUUAUUCUGCCAUAAUUUACACAUUACUUUAUUGACUUAAUUUGCCAUGUCUGCCAUUAUGUUUUGAUUUUGUUGUUUGGAUACCUACAUUUUUAUUUCAUCUAAAAUAUAAUUGCCAGUUGUGUUCAAUCUUAAAUUGAUAACAUGGUAGUGAAUACUUUUAUUACGAGAGGUUGUUUAGGGCUAUGGUUUUAUUUCAUUUCAAUAAUAUUUUCCCUGGGUGAACCUUGUUCUUUUGGACAGGAUGACAAUUAGUUUUACUUCAAUGGUGCUGAAAUUUUGUUUUAUUUCACUAAUAUAAUUGGUAUUAAAUCUUUGACAAUAAAUGUUUUAAUUUGUA
Biomphalaria glabrata is the source of this 3543-nucleotide messenger RNA. RefSeq names its product pleckstrin homology domain-containing family A member 8-like. Lineage: Eukaryota; Metazoa; Mollusca; Gastropoda; Planorbidae. Gene Ontology annotation, cellular component: membrane; cytoplasm; cytosol. The coding region runs from base 171 to 842 and encodes 223 amino acids. The transcript has 7 exons. The record is from RefSeq and is a predicted model, not a curated record. Gene Ontology annotation, molecular function: ceramide 1-phosphate binding; ceramide 1-phosphate transfer activity. Gene Ontology annotation, biological process: ceramide transport; intermembrane lipid transfer.